CCAGUCCAUCCUCACCUACCGAUGAGACGCGGAGGUGCAUGCGGGAUAGUUUUUGAGACUCACCUCAAGCAUUUAAUCUGGGAGCUUGACUCUUCCCCAGACCUGCACUGAUCAAAUUUGACUGGGACUGUGCAUACGUUGUGCUCAGAAUCUCUCAUUUUCACAAAUCUAUUCAGUUUCAUUCCACCCCUCCUCCGGCAAAGUACCCCACUGCUUUAUUCGUAACUCCAAAUUCAUAAGUCACUUAGAGGGCUAUGGAAAUUACACACUUUGUCACAUCUCAAAGAGAUAAUGCGCUUCUCAUUGGGGAUUACAAUACCUACCGUGCUCAACUGGCAAGGCGGAUACGCACGCUACGUAAAAAGUUAGGACGAGCUACACCAAAGAAUGUCAAGUACUCGAAAAAGGCCCCUAUUACUGCUGGGGAUGUACAAUCAAAUCAAGAAUUCGUGCAUUUACUACUUUUAUCCUCAGAACGAGCAUGGGCACAUGCAAUGUAUAUGAAAGCCGCACAUGCCGAAGACAACACAGAACAAGGGAUCACUGGCUCAACAAGAAAGCAUAUAAUCUCGCGACUCCACAAGGCUUCUAAAAUUGCAAACGACCUGCUUGUAUUGCUCGGCGACCAGUUGACAGGUGCCGUUGAAAGGGAUCGUCUUGAGGCUCAAGCUUAUGCAUCGUCUCUGUCCGGCGCUGAGGAAUUCGAGAAACAAUCCGAAGGCAUUAAGGAUAGCGAAGCCUCUGUAGAUCGAUGGCAGCCGUGUCUCCAUCAUUUUGCUACAGCUCGUGUGAUCUAUAAUGCUUUGUUGAAGAGCACAAGAGACGACACAUAUAAAGAAGUGCUCGUAGGCUCAAUAGAUCCAAGCAUUAGAUAUGCUGCGUACUCAUCUAGCAUUCCCCGAACCGUAGCAGUCUCUACUGUCGCUAUUAAGUACUUUCCUCAAGACCGGUUGUCGGGUAUUGUUCCCGCAAUUGAGGAGCUGGAUCCUGAGGCGCUGGUAGACCCCAGCUCGAACACAGCAAACACAGCUGCGACAGAUGUCCCAAAUACCAUAACAUGGCGUGGCCGAAAGGCGAACAUCAUCGACGCAGCAAUUGGUCAAGCUCUAGCAUCUGUGGCCAUCGCUGAGACUGAACUCUCUCAAUUCCUGACAUCCGCCACUGAAGACACAACGUCGCGUGAAAAAGGGGGGGCGUAUGAUGGCAUCCUCAUCGCCAGCCAAGAUGCCGUAGACGCAACCCGCCACGCCAUCGAAGAGCUCGAGAAAGAAGGCGUUGAAGAAGGCGACUCACGUAUGCAGAACCUUCGUGUCACUAAUCUCGCUGUCAACUAUGACCUCAUCGGCUGGCGUAUUGGGCGGAAUCGCGUGCUCAUCGGCAUAGACGACGGCGCAAGCUUCGACAGCAAUGAGAAUCAGCGCCAGCCUAAACGUCCUCGAAAGGACGGCAAACAAUGGACGGUCAAGCCCGAGGGUAAUGGCCGCAGACUGGCACGACUAAGAGAACGCGUCGUCCUUCUCGACGCUAUCCUUCAAAGCAUCGACUCGGUCAAAGAACUCCGUGGUGCAGCUCGCGACACAGCAUUCAUCGACGAACUAGACGCCAAGCGCGCAUACUACCAAGCACUGAAAUGCCUCAACAUCGCACAGUCGCACAUGCUCCUCAGCACACCCAGUUCCGCCCGCUCCGCGCUCGCCCUCCUCGACCGCGCCCUCACCCUCUCCACACAAUCCAAAUCGCACAACGCAUCCCCAGCGUCUUCCAUACCACGCCUCGACCCCAGUAGCACACAUCUUGAGACCCUACACAGCAGGCUUUCCGCCCUCGUCAUCCGCCACCGCGCACUUGUCCAUCUACAAACGCUAACCUCAUCGUCUGCAACAUCUGGCAGGUCAUUGCGUCCGCUGGUAGAUAGCCUGGACAUAUACCCAGUCGGCGGUGCUAAUCUUAGCAACCUAGUCACGUAUCCACCAAAACUGCAGCCUAUACCCGUUAAGCCGCUGUUCUUGGAUGUCGCUUUCAAUUAUAUCGUGUAUCCAGGCCAAGGGGCGGUCAAAGCUGUGGAGGAGAGGGCGGAGGAAGGAAAGAUGGAGGUUGAGCAGGAUCAGACGCCCAAGAAGAGAGGGUGGUUUGGCUUUGGGCGAUAGGCUUAGAGUGGGGACAAGUAUGGGGAAAAUUCGCAGAUAGAAAGUGCAUACAAAUAUAUGUCACGUGUGAAUGCAAAAAGGUCAAAUCU
This is a messenger RNA of Pseudovirgaria hyperparasitica, 2236 nucleotides long. RefSeq lists its product as uncharacterized. Gene Ontology annotation, cellular component: signal recognition particle, endoplasmic reticulum targeting. Gene Ontology annotation, molecular function: endoplasmic reticulum signal sequence receptor activity; 7S RNA binding; signal recognition particle binding. Gene Ontology annotation, biological process: SRP-dependent cotranslational protein targeting to membrane. The record is from RefSeq and is a predicted model, not a curated record. NCBI's taxonomy places the organism in Eukaryota, Fungi, Ascomycota, Dothideomycetes, Acrospermales, Acrospermaceae. The transcript is spliced from 3 exons. Bases 255 to 2147 code for a protein of 630 amino acids.